Messenger RNA from Vidua chalybeata, 1102 nucleotides. It is a transcript of the gene C1QTNF5, whose product is annotated as C1q and TNF related 5. Gene Ontology annotation, molecular function: protein binding. The coding region runs from base 98 to 829 and encodes 243 amino acids. The record is from RefSeq and is a predicted model, not a curated record. The transcript is spliced from 3 exons. Lineage: Eukaryota; Metazoa; Chordata; Aves; Passeriformes; Viduidae.
UCAGAACCAAGUGGCCAGGAAGAGCCUCAGCUCUUCCACAGCGGCGAGCAGCGAGGUCCCAGACAGGAGCCGCGGGAUCACACCCCUCCAGGACAAGAUGAAGCAGCUCUUCCUCCUCUUCCUCCUCGGGCUCAUCACCAGGUCCUUGCAGAUCGAAGACAACAAGAUCCCUGGGCUGUGCUCAGGGCAGCCGGGCAUCCCGGGGACCCCGGGCCUGCACGGGGGCCAGGGUUUGCCAGGCAGAGACGGACGGGAUGGCCGGGAUGGAGCCAUGGGGAUGCCAGGGGAGAAGGGCGAGAUGGGGCCCCCUGGAGUGCCCGGUCCCCGCGGGGAGGUGGGCAGCCCCGGCGCGGACGGGCUGCACGGUGAGAAGGGGGCUCAGGGCGAGUGCGCCGUGGCUCCUCGCUCCGCCUUCAGCGCCAAGCGCUCCGAGUCCCGCAGCCCUCCCCUGGCCGACCAGCCCAUCCUCUUCGACGUGGUGCUCAUCAACGAGCAGGGCCACUACGACCCGGCCACGGGCAAGUUCACCUGCGAGGUGCCCGGCCUGUACUACUUCGCCGUGCACGCCACCGUGUACCGCACCAGCCUGCAGUUCGACAUCAUGAAGAACGGCCACUCCAUCGCCUCCUUCUUCCAGUACUACGGCAACUGGCCCAAGCCCACCUCGCUCUCGGGGGGCACCCUGGUCCGCCUGGAGCCCGAGGACGAGGUGUGGGUGCAGGUGGGCGUGGGGGACUACAUCGGCUUCUACGCCAGCGUCAAGACGGACAGCACCUUCACCGGCUUCCUCGUCUACUCCUACUGGCAAAACUCCGCCGUGUUCGCCUGAGCCCGCCCUCGGCUGCGGACGGGGCCGGGCAGGUGCCCCUUCCCGGCCCCCGGCGCGGUGGGAGCCGGGGCAGCGCGACCCCUGCCCUGCUCGGGGCACAGAAACGUCCCCUGCGCCAUCGCGGGGGUGGCGGAGCGCACCUGGAGCAGCGCUGGGUCAGAGCUCGCUGUUAUUUCGGGCAGCCCCAGGGCAGGGCAAGCCGGGCUGAGUGGCCAGGAGCCCGUCCCGCGGGUCCUGCCCCAUCCCUCCCCUCAAUAAAGGGCUGCUCAGCUA